Pestalotiopsis fici W106-1 is the source of this 2628-nucleotide messenger RNA. RefSeq lists its product as uncharacterized. The transcript has 2 exons. The record is from RefSeq and is a predicted model, not a curated record. Lineage: Eukaryota; Fungi; Ascomycota; Sordariomycetes; Amphisphaeriales; Sporocadaceae. The coding region runs from base 1 to 2628 and encodes 875 amino acids.
AUGGGCUUGUUAGGCUUCCUAUCCAGGAAGCCGGCUGCUCCUACAAUCGACGUUGCCGAUUCGCUAAGAGCACAACCAUACAAUGCCACAGUGGCGUCGCUGCCUCCCAUCCGCGGAACUGUCCCGGUAGCCGGCAAUGGCCCUAACAAUCUAGAGACUCUGCAACGUACGCGUCCCAGAGCAAAAGAUUUGCCAAACCCCCCGUCUUCUGCUUCUGUCGCAUCCUCUUCUCUACUGGACGACAAGGUCGACCGGCCGCGCACCGCGCCCUCUCAAGACAGGCAAACAUGGUCCUCUUCGCGGAGAACGAGUUCCAUGAAGACAAACCCGGUACCUGCGCUUCCGCUCGUCUUACCGCCACUGCCGCUGUCAUCAAAAUCACGGCCGCCGUAUCGAGUGCCCGACAAGCCAGAACCGAGUCCGAGCGCCAGCAGCUUCAAAUCCCGAGCGCCGUGGAAAUUGCUCGACAAGACGGACAAGUCACUUCCCGACCUGCCCGACCUUGACAAGCCUCUACCCCCGUUCGCUCGCAGAAGAUCUUCUUCGGUCAACAGCAGCCAGCUCGGUCUUGCCAACGGCCAUGUCGACCUGCUCGACGCACAAGCAGGGAUCAAUCCUGCAGACUUUCGCCAACGGGUGCAGGCAAACGGAGUGAGGGACUAUGGUGAGGAUGUGGCCGACAGGAAUUUGGUCGAGAGCACUCCAAACUUGCAUGCUCCGGGCUCUCGAGCUUCGUUUGCCGCGCCAAGUAUUGGUAGCCGGCCGACAUCUUUCAUACCAUCUGUUCACGAGGAGCCUGAGCCGGAAAGCGAAAAAGAUAUCAAAUUAUUGAAGCGCCACUCGCUCGGCUCAAGCUUGCGGACAAGGUCCAUGGUCUCUGAUGUCGCUGUAACCAGACACAGUUCAAAUCGAAAAUCAGUCCAUGCAGACUCGCGUCCGAGGAGUCGUGUCCGCAUCGACGAGGAUGGUGGAGGGUUGGUCGCUUCCAUCAAGGCAGAAUGGCGUAAAUCGCUGCCGUCUUACAUGGCCUCUACUGGAAAGAAACGUGAUGAUGAAUUGGAUACUUUCCCAGACUCAUUGAGAGUCAAGAGGGACGACGCGUUCGGCAGCAUCGAAUCCAGAGAGCGUUCUAGGUCGAGACCAUCACUGAUCCAGAGGCCUUCGACCAAGGAUGCACAAAGCAAAGAAAAGCCGGCAAGCGCAAAUGGUAUCAGCAGUCGAGAUCAUGCCAGCCGCAUUAAUAACGAACCCUCCACGGGCUCGGGUUCGGGCUCGACAAGCAAUGGACCAAGGGAUGCGGAAAGGAAAAAGUCCACCCAAUCAUCAGCAGCGGAGAUGGACCAGAAACCUUCAAAACGCCUAAGUCUUCAGAGCUUGCAGGCAUUCACUAAACGCCGCGACGAUCUGGAUGAUGAGGCGAUUCGCAUUCGUUCUCGCAGUGCGGCUGCCGAGCCACGGACUCACCGCCGCCGUGCAAGCACAACGGGCAGCCAAGACUUCCCAGCCGAGUUACACUUUUCAGCAUUUGCACCUGAGAAGCCCUUGCCCAAACAACAUGGAGCUGGCCGAGACCGACUACUCACUGUAAAGACAAAUACACGUGCCAACAGAAGCCCGGAGCUUUUGUCUAGCAAAGCACUGAUGCGCGUCGACUCGGAGGAUAUCCCGGAGAGAAGCAGUAGUAUUCGUCGGUGGUCCAUGGAGUCAACUUCGGCAACGAGUUUAAGCUCGAAUCCCUUCCGGCCCCAGUCGCGACAUACCGCCAAUACAUCUAUCGAUCUUUCACCUUUUGCCAAGGAUCUCAACUUUAGCCACGAUUCUCUGUCAACUCCCGCAGCACCGGACAGCCUCUAUCCUGUAAGCGGGCAACCACCAUCACCACCUCCACGUUCUGCACGAAGGCUGCAGCAACAAACUAAGAAACAACCAACCAACUUUAAUAUUUAUGACUAUGUUUCGGACGAUGACGAUGAGCACGCUCCUCGUCAGUCUCGAGGCGCGGGUGAGGAGCAUUUGCUUUUCCGGGAUGAUGGUUUUGCCAUGAGUGGCUUCGGUUUACCUGGUCUCAAUGGCGCCAUCGACACGGACGCUCCGCUUUACGUGCCCAACUCACCACCAAGAUUGAGCUACAAGCCUUCAAAACCAAAGACUAGAGUUUCCGAUGAUCUUCUCCUGCAGAAAUACAAGCUCAUGAUGGCCGAACAUAAACAAGCUACUCGACCCCGCCGUUCUCGUCACCAGGCUCCCGCUCGGUAUUAUGAAGACUCUGACUCAAGCGACGAUGUGGAUUGGCGGGCUGCCAGUGACGACAGCGAUGAUGAAUUGUCGUUUGAUAUCCCAAUGACUAGACGCUCGAAUCCGUCAUUUCCAUACCGCCCCACGAGGUAUACGAGUCGCGAACAAGUCAUUGUUGAAGAAGAACGGGAAAUACCUCAGGUGGAACUCCCAGCCGCCUUGAGGUCGCGCGCCGAGGAUAGGAGGCGAAAGCGUCUGAGUGGCAUGAGUGGAAUGAGCGGCGCAAGCGGCUCGACCAUUCGGCUCCGCAGCGACAGCGGUAAGGGCAAGGGCAAGGAGGUGGCCCGGUUACGAAGAUACGAUGUCGCAGGCUUCGACGCAGACCUUGAUUGA